Apus apus (common swift) is the source of this 5238-nucleotide messenger RNA. It is a transcript of the gene IL1RAP, whose product is annotated as interleukin 1 receptor accessory protein. Bases 196 to 1989 code for a protein of 597 amino acids. The transcript is spliced from 11 exons. Lineage: Eukaryota; Metazoa; Chordata; Aves; Apodiformes; Apodidae. The record is from RefSeq and is a predicted model, not a curated record. Gene Ontology annotation, biological process: signal transduction. Gene Ontology annotation, molecular function: interleukin-1 receptor activity.
UCCAGCCCCGGCGGUGUGUGGGGCGAGGCGGGUGGCGGCGCGGAGCCGGCAGCAGCCCCCGCAACAGCCCCCGCUCCUCGGCCGGCGGGGAAAGGAAGGGAAGAAAGAAGGAGAAAGGCUCGGGAGAGCCCGAGGAGCCGCGGCGGCAGCAGCGCCCGGCGUUUCCCGCACCGAGACGCCUCUGCACGGGUGAAGAUGGUGGGUGCCCUGCUGGUUACGCUCUGGCUGUGCAUGGUCACCCCUGGCAGAGGCUCAGAGCGCUGUGAUGACUGGGGUGUGGACACCAUGAAGCAGAUCCAGAUUUAUGAUGGAGAACCUGCCAAGAUCAAAUGCCCACUUUUCGAGACCUUCUUGAAGUACAACUACAGCACAGCCCAUUCUGCUGGCCUAACCCUGAUCUGGUACAGGAUUGGGCAGGAUCGGGAUCUGGAGGAGCCCAUUAAUUUCCGUCUCCCAGACAAUCACAUCAGCAAGGAGAAGGACACCCUUUGGUUCUGGCCAGCUCUUCUCAAUGACACUGGGAAUUAUACGUGCAUGCUCAGAAAUACAACCUACUGCAGCAAAGUUGCGUUUCCCUUGGAGGUUGUUCCAAAAGACCAACAUUCUUGUGUGAGCCAUUCAGUAAAACCCACUGAAGAGAUGUUCUACUUGGAGGACACCAGUGAGAUCAUAUGUCCAGAUAUUGAUGGGUUUUACCCUGCUAGUGUAACGCCAACUGUCCAGUGGUACUUGAACUGCAACUUGGUGGAUGGCUUCUAUGAGCGAUACGUCCAUGGGCCCAGGCUUGUCAUUGGCAUUGUCCGCAGUGCAUACAGAGGAAAUUACACUUGUAUUGUGACUUUCAAGGACCAUGGAAGAACCUAUACUCUCACCAGAACCAUAAAUAUGAAGGUGGUGGGAUCUCCAAACAAGGCCUUGCCACCACAAUUCGUCUCACCAAAUGAGAAAGUUGUCUAUGAACUGGAAGCAGGAGACGACCUUGUUCUGUCCUGUGAGGUCUUCUUUACCUUCUUGAAGGACUCCCGAACUGAGGUGUGGUGGACCAUAGAUGGGAAAAACACAGAUGACAUCAUGGACCCCAAGAUAAAAGUAACACAAAGUGAAAUUACUAGAGAUUUUGAAGACAAAACUGUCAUAAGGACUGUAACAGUUGCAAAAGCCACACCAGAGGACUUGAAACGGAAUUAUACUUGCUAUGCUAGGAAUGCCAAAGGCGAGGACCAUAGCCAGGCCAUGGUGCGCAUGAAAGUUGUAGCACCAAAAUACACCGUGGAGCUGGCCUGUGGACUGGGGGCAACCAUCCUGCUCGUUGUGGUGUUGAUAGUCGUCUAUCAUGUUUAUUGGCUUGAAAUGGUCCUCUUCUAUCGGGCUCACUUUGGAACAGAUGAAACCAUUCUAGAUGGGAAGGAGUACGACGUGUACGUGUCCUACGCACGCAACGCGGAGGAGGAGGAGUUUGUGCUGCUGACGUUGCGAGGAGUCUUGGAGAAUGAGUUUGGGUACAAGCUGUGUAUCUUCGACAGAGACAGCCUCCCUGGGGGAAUUGUCACAGACGAAACCCUGAGCUUCAUCCAGAAAAGCCGACGUCUGCUUGUUGUCCUGAGCCCCAACUACGUCUUGCAGGGGACACAGGCCCUGCUGGAGCUCAAGGCUGGUCUAGAGAAUAUGGCCUCCAAGGGCAACAUCAAAGUCAUUCUAGUGCAGUACAAAGCCAUCAAGAAGAGCAAAGUGAAGGAGCUGAAGCGGGCCAAGGCGGCCUUGACUGUCAUUAAAUGGAAAGGCGAGAAAUCCAAAUUCCCGAAGGGCAGAUUCUGGAAGCAGUUGAAGGUGGAAAUGCCAGUGAAAAAAAUUAGCAGGAGUAUGAGCCUUGAUGGGCUCAUACGUAUCCCUGAAAAAUGUUUGACACCAUCAGAAAACAAAACAAGUCAAACUGCAAAAUUCCACAAGCUAGGCCAGGGAGUGGGAAGGAACUCAGGAUUUUUGCCUUGAAGGACUGUGUCCCAGACACUACAAUUUGGAAUCUAUGCACUGUUCCCAAGCAUUUCAGAGGACAGUCAUGCCUCCCUGCAGCUUUUCUACUGCCCUGGCAGUAGAGAGACCAAAGAUGUGUACACCUUCUCUCUGCAGCCAGCACCUUGUGAUAGCAUGGUAUUUGUAUAGGCCAGUACUCCUAGAUCCAGUUCCUAUGGGACCUUCGUUACCAUCCAGGACAGAGCUUUCCUCUCCUAAGAACCUUCACUCCUUCCUGGUUGUUGGUCCCUAUUGUAGAGUCUGGGGAACAUUUUGAAAGGUGGCUCCAGCCUAGAGCCUUUCACACACGUCCCAGCCAUGUAGUCCUUAUCACUGUGGGGUCACAGAUUUCUGCUUCAGUGGGGGGAGUGUGGACUCUUGAGGAUCCUCAUCUUUGCUCCCUCUGUUUCUGUAAGCACAGGUGCAUUCAGAUAGUUUUGCAAUGUGAAAUGACUCUUACAAAAGCAUAAAAAAAAAAAGAAAAAAAAAGAAAAAGCAGUUGUUCUAGAUAGUAUUUGUGUUGUAGCAUUUCUACUAGUGAGUGGUGUGGGACUCUGUGAUCUCCUGAGUACCCCAGAUCCUUCAGGGCUGUAAUGCUUGGAAUCCAGGGGAGAUCUCUCAUUGGUGCAAGCCAUGGAGCAUGUCUGAGAGAUGCUUUUCUGUAGAGUAAACUCAGGGACUUCACAAACACUGCAAGGAGCCCCAAUUUCCUGUUGAACUCACCUUCUGUCUCGGUGCUGCUGGCUUGGGUAAACAUGGUGUAAGGUGCUGCCUAGGCCUUUGUGAUGACACGAUACAUGUUCAGCUCCCAGGAGACUCUACAAACUUACUUAAACUUUUAAAAAAACUACUAGCUGUGUCCAGCUGGGUGAGACUAUGAGGGAAGGCUGAGAGAGUUGGGGUCAUUCAGCCUGGAGAAGAGAAGGCUCUGGGGAGACCUUAUGGUGGCCUUUUGAUAUUUAAAAGGGGAUUUAUAAGAAAGAUGGGUACAUACUUCUUAGCAGGGUCUGUUGUGAGAGGGUAAUGAUUUCAAACUAAGAGAGGGUAGAUUCAGAUUAGAUUUAAGGAAGAAAUUUUUUACAGUGAGGAUGGGGAAACACUGGAACAGGUUGCCCAGAGAGAUGGUAGAUGUCCUGUCCCUGGAAAUAUUCAAAGUCAGGUUGGAUGGGGCUCGAGCAACCUAAUGUAGUUGAAGAUGUCCCUGCCCAUUGCAGGGGAGGAUGGACUAAAUGACCUUUAAAGGUCCCUUUCAACCCAAGUUGUUUUAUGAUUCUAUGAAGAGUCAGUGUUCUCUGCUUGAGUAUGAACAAAUCAUGAUUUGUAAUUCAGGGUUUAGAUUUAAACUAGCUUUGUCUUUACAAAGCAAGUCCCUACCCAUCUUGUUUCCAGCUCAGGGCUGCAGAACAGAGCAUGUAUCUCAGCUUCUGCAACCCUUGCACAAAACAGAAGUAUAAAAAAAAACACUGGGCACCAGUCCUUGCUCCACUGGGAGAGAACAGACAUAGGAGAGGACCAGGUGACUUAGGCAGACAGGCUUUUCAGACCGAGGAGGGGAGCAUCUCUUUCCUUGCAGGACAGACCAAAGCACAGCAGGACCUUGGCAUUGACUGGUGCUGUUGGUUACAAUGUUUUCAUGUAAAACUACAAGCUCUGGGGGUGCCUCCAUACUCCUGUAGCACUCAAUGCAAGGGCCUGCUCACUUUAUUGUGAAAGUCGUUGUUAUGCACCCUAAGUGCAUGGUUAGUUUUUGUCAAUGGUGGUUGAUUCUGAGUCACCUCUGACUCAUGCUUUCUGUGGGUGUCCAGUGGGUGAAGCACAGCCAUUCCUAAUGGUAUUAGAAAAGCACUACAAUUUGGAGUCUAUGCACUGUACACUCAGCUGAGCAGGGAGGUUCAAGGGAAUCCCAGUAAGCAGCCCAGCAUUAAAGGUGUAGGGCUGAAUUCUGGCAUCUGCAAAGCCCCUCUCUCUUAGUGUCUUAUGAUUACUAAUGUUAUUCCAGGGCAGCGGGGGGCAACAGCCACCCAUGCCAUUGGGCAGGUACUGUACAAAUGUGGAACAAAUAAAGCUUCUUUCUCACCUUCCUCUUUAUCCUUCUCCCUCCAAGUAAGCUUUGCUUUAAGCAUAUAAAGUUGCAGUUGGCUUUAGUGAAGGCAGUGGAGCUCCUCAUCUGCUCAGAGGUGCUUAAAAGCUUUACUGUUAAGAGCUCUUAUACUGUAGCUGUCUGUGGAGGGGCAGAGCUGCUUCCUAUGCUCCAGAAAGUUUUGUUUGUUCAAGGUAGCACCCCAAAACCAUGCUCAACUCUGUGAAGCCACUGUGAUUGCAUCAUUUUGCCCAGCUUCACCUUUUUAUAUGUGGUUUCAGCAUCCCUACAAUCAGCUGCUGGAUCUGCAGGCAGACAGAAAGCCCUGAGACCAAAGCAGAACUGUGUUAGAUUCCAAUUUAAUCAACUAAAAAAUACACAUAGAUUCAAUUAACAACUUAGAUCUCAGAACACUCCAUCUCACUCUUGGCUGAGGUACCAAGGGAACUUCUGAUCUUUUACUUAGUCUGAUUAUUUUAGGAAGUUAAAUCCACCUCAUUUAUUUUGCUGAUUUUAUUCAUAGUUUUAAAAAAAAACAUUUGACCAGGACUUUCUCUAGCAUACAUUGCAGUGGCCCUUGGUGCUGUUGCAACCCUAGAACAGGAUUAUGGAGAGACAUCAGAAGAGAACCCACAAGGCAAAAGGUGCAACAGUCUGAAUGAGACCUGGGAGGUCCAGAGGGAACAGCAUGGAAAGAAUAGCACUGGAGCAGGCUCUACUCCUCUGGGAGCUUUACCACUGGCUUUUCUGGGAGCUGUCAGGCCAGGGGUAAACCCCAGUCCCAGCUGUAAUGCAGAUCUGUGAAACACCUCAUAUCCACCUGCCAUUUCAUUCUGUGCCACAUGUGGUUUCUGGUGUGAGGUUCUGUUACUGCAUCUGUCUAGUUCAGUUGAUCCAUUUGAGUUUGUGUGCUUCAACCUGAUGUUUGUCAAUAUGCAGCUCAUACAAAGUUCCUCAUUGUUAAGUCAUGGGGAAACAGUGUGGCACAAAGUGUAAAAAGUAUCUUCCCCCCAUGCCAUUUGAUACUGUACAGCUGUUCCAGAGUUCUCCCUUCUCUUUUCUGUAUGUUUUUGCCUUUGUGUUAUUUUGUCUGUGAAGUGUCAGUAUUAUUUGAUUUUGCUUUUCAAUAAAACAUUUCCACUUUUGCA